GUGUUCUAUUUGCAUCUUUGACAACGUGGGUGGUCCGCUUUGUUCAAACUGUCAAUGUGUGUGGUCUAAUAAGAGAUGAAGCUGUGGAAAGUAAAUGAGGUGUUUAGUGUACCUGUGGAAAGGGUGCUGUCUAUGGAUACGACCAGAGCAGUAGUGCUGUAUUAUAUGCUACUAAGUAGGCGCGGACGGCUUUUUAGAAGGAGAGAUACACUAACAGACUUGUGAUUUGUUAUUUAUGUGUUUUAAAUAUAAGGUAUCCUUAAUGAAGGGCUACUUUAAUGGAACCAAGAAAAACUGUUAUCAUGGAAAUUUUAAGAUACGUGAGUCUCUCGAUCAUAUUUGUGUUCACAACUUUUAUUUGUGAGAAUGAAGGAAAAAAAUUCUAUUCUGGUGCAAAUACUUCGGAGCUACUGAGUACAACGCAUCGAUCAGGAAAUUUUUCUCCAGCAAUAUUCAAAGGAAAGGAAGAAACUGUUGGAAAAACAUUCGUUUCAUUAGGUAGCAUGUCAUCAAAUAUGAUAGACUUGUUCCCUCCAGUAGAAUCACUAAUGUCGCAUGCAAAUGGCAAAUCACAGUACUGCCGACGGCCAGCGAAAUGUCAAAAAUUAAACUACACCAGCUGCAUGGGAAUGAAGCUUCCAUAUGAGUGGACGACAUUGGAACUUGUUCCAGAUGUAGACUCACAGGAUUCUGUCCAGGAAAGGCUUCAGGUGUGGCAAAAGUUAAGACGUCUGCCCAAGUGCUGGUCUGUGAUCCAACCAUUUCUGUGUGCACUUUAUAUGCCAAAAUGUGAGAAUGAAAUGGUGGACCUGCCAUCACAGGAAAUGUGCAAAGUUACAGUAAGCCCCUGCCGAAUUCUAGAUGUGGAAGGUAUCUGGCCAUCAUUUUUGAAAUGUGAUAAUAUGACCAAAUUUCCACCUAUGUGCAAGAAUGAUGUGCGAGAACUGAAAUUUAAUGUCACCGGACAUUGUCAAGAACCUUUGGUACCAACUGAAAAUUCAAAAGCGUUCUAUGAUGGUACCGACGGAUGUGGAAUUCAGUGUGAGGAUCCUCUUUUCACAACAGAUGAACAACAACAGAUACAUAACCUGAUUGGCUGGGCUGGCAGCUGUUGCUUAUUUUUGAAUGUAUUCACAGUGGUAACAUUUUUAAUAGAUUGGCGUUCUGCAAACAAAUAUCCUGCUCUAAUAAUAUUUUACAUCAACUGUUGCUUUCUGGUAUCCUGUACUGGAUGGCUUGCACAAUUCACUCCAGGCGCACGCAAGGAUAUUGUAUGCCGUAAAGAUGGGACACUUAGAAUGUCUGAGCCAAGUGCUGGAGAAAACCUGUCAUGUGUAAUAAUCUUUGUGGUGGUUUACUAUUUCUUAAUGGCAGCUGUGGUGUGGUUCGUCAUUCUUACAUAUGCAUGGCACUUAAGUUUCCAAGCAUUAGGUAAAGUAAAGGAAAAAAUUGAUAAGAAAGGAUCUUAUUUUCAUUUGGUUGCCUGGUCUCUACCAUUAAUUUUAACCAUCACAACAAUGGCUCUUGGUGAAAUUGAUGGUAAUAGUGUCGCUGGAAUAUGCUUUGUUGGUUACUUGAACCAUACUGCAAGAUAUGGUUUGCUUCUUGCUCCACUUUCAGUAGCUGUGGUGGUUGGAGGUUACUUCUUGAGUAGAGGUUUGGUAACUCUCAUAAGGCUGAAAAUUGGGAGCCAUGAUAUAAUUUCUCCAACAGCAAGUGCAAAAAUCAGGGAAACCAUUGUUCGAAUGGGACUUUUUUCCCUCUUCCUUCUUGUACUGGUAUUAGUUACAUUCACCUGCCAUGUCUAUGAAUACAGAAAUCAGGCUAAGUGGAAUUAUAGUUUCAGAAAGUAUAUCGUCUGCAAGAUUAUUGGUGGUGGUUCUGUCAAUAAUGGAAACAAGGACAAGUGUCGAAUGGAGUCCCGUCCGAGCUUAGCAAUAAUGCAACUUCAUGUACUUACUGUAUUUGCUGCUGGAAUAGUAAUGUCUUCAUGGAUCUGGACAGGGUCUACAAUACAUACGUGGAAGAGAUUUCUAAGAAGAGUGCUUAAUAAUGGUUAUGAGGAGCCAGUAAGACUGAAAAAGCAUAAAGUCAUUGCACAAGCCUUUGCAAAACGAAAAGCUCUCAAUAAUGAUGGUCGGCUAUCAUUAAGCUUUCAUAGCACACAUGAAGAUCCAGUGGGCUUGAACUUUGAUGUGAAUAGCAUGGCAUCCCAGGACUUAAGUUCAACAUGGGCUGCUGCUCUUCCCAAACUGAUGACACGUCGUGGUGCCUUGAUUGGUGCAACAACUGGAUCCAUGUCAAGUCAGAGAAGAAACUCUUUUGAUUCUGAAAUUAGUUACAGCGUCCGAAAGGUGUCGGUAGAGUCACGUCGCCAUUCGUUGGAUUCACAAGUUUCGGUUCAAAUAGCAGAAGUAACAGCAACUCGGAAAACAAGAGCAACACCACUUCCUACAGUUAAUGUAACAAGAGGACGAACACAUCGCAGUAAGCGACGAAGGAGAGACUUUACUCGAUGCAGAGUUGGAACAAGAAUGGGGCCCCUUGUGGUUAGGAAAGGCAGUUCAUCAUCUCAGGAGAGUCAGCUUGGUGCCCAGAUUUUAACUGCUCUAACAAUUGGUAAUUCUGAUAUAUCAUCAAUGGUCCCCAACCUUAUGAAACGAAGAGAGGCUAGUGCAGGCCUUGAUGGUUUAAAGCUAAUGCUGCCCUUACCUUCUGCUUUACUAGGGCAGAGCAGUUGUGGAUCUGAAGAAGAUUUAAGUGACUGUAAAAAGUGUGAUGAAAUAGAAUGUGAGGUGCUAGAUGGCGUUCGAAGUGACAAAAAUGAAGCAGUUAAGGACACUAUUGUGGACACCACAGAUGAAACGGAGAAUAAGAAAGACUACAAGUUUAAAGAAAAUGAAGAUGAAGUGCAAGAUAGAAAAGCUUGUUCUUGUGGGUCAGGCGUUGUGAAUAAGGAUAAUGAGUUGUCUACAAAUAAGGAUACUAGUGUUAUAGCAGUUGCCAAUCAAAGCAGUUUCUGUGAUCUCCCCACCACAAUGAGGACAAAAGGUGCUGUUACAAGCUCAUCAUACAAUAAAAAUCAGCUUUACAUGAAUACUAACAUUCCAGAUGAUAUAAAAUUAAGUGAGAUUUCAGAUGACGAUGCAAACUUUUUAGGAGCAUCAUAUGAUGACACAACAUCAUACUGUCCCGAGUUACAGCGGUUGGCCGGUUCACUUUCUGAUGCAUCUGUCUUCACACACCACACACUGGGUGGCAGUAGGGUAAGGACUGUUGGUGUUGGCCCUUGUACUGUGGGCGGUAAUACUAGGAUACAUGUGAGAAGUCGUGAAGUCGGUACUCAAACAACACCUUCUGAAGAUAUUGGUAUGUGUGAAUUGAACAGCCGUGGUAGUACUUACAGCAGUGGCUCUGGUGUAAAUCAAGGCACUCAGGUAAGCUUUGGUCCACAGCAUGAAAAUAGUGUGAAGCCCUACAAGGGCAGUGAAAAACUGGAGAGUCUUACUGGUCUUGCAGCUAAGGGAUUAAACUACAGCUACAACAUGAGCAAACUUGUUGAGGAACUUGCUGAAAUUGCUGCUGGGCAUCCGUUACAAUUAGACCAUAGAAAAACGUGUUGAGUGCAACAUGUUACAUAUUAGGAUGACAUAAAAAUGUUCUGAACAUAUUUCUGAUGUAAAUGGUCAGAAACCUUUUGUAGCAGAAGUUUUAUUCUGCUGCUUACUGCUGUUAAUGGGGCUUCCUUUCACUGCCAAUACAAAUAGCAUAUUAUUUUGAUACUAUACUUUUUACAUAAUCACACUUUUCAUAUUGAUUUGACUUCUUCUGUAGAAGAAAAUGAAAACAUUUUUAUAAAUUUGACUGCCAUUGUGCUUCAGAAAUAUUUUAAAGAUGGAUAUAUUUUUCUGUUCUGAAAAGUAAUUUGUACAUAGUUUUUUGUACAGCUCUAUCAUGCCAGUGUAAACUUGUAAUUAGUUCUUAUACAUGAACUGGAGCUCAUAAAAUGUGAGGUGUAAAUAAUGCACAUGACUAUGCAUAUAAGUAGAUUUAAGAAGACAAAAAAUUCUUAUAUAGAAGCUGUUAUUUAUUUUUGUUAGUGUAUUAUUCAGUGACUGUCAUCUUUCAUCAGGUGAUAGUGUGUUGCUGUUAUGUAGUAGAUUUACAUGCUCACUGAAAAAAAUCUGCUAGAUCUCUUGCUGCCUUUACAUAACAGCUCUGUUCUGGAGCAAGAAACUGCAAUAACGGUGUUAUUAUUAAAAUCACCCAAUUAUAUUUACUGAAUUAAAACUGCAAAAUUUCAAAAGACAUAGUAGUAUCCAAGGCUUUACUUGCUUCCACUGUUUUCAUUACAUUACAUUACAUUUAGGAAAAUGGUAGAACUCUCAGAGCUUCGUGAAAAAUUUCACAAAUUUAUAUUUUAUACCAUCGGAUCAGAAAAGGAGCUCAAUAACACAAUGUGACAAAAAAUUCAAAUAUACCAUUAUUUAACAGUGUUAUAGUCAUGUGACAACCAAAACUAAUACAUGUGAAAUUUCAGUUUAAAUCUGCUAAUAUAGGAAUUAAGGCACAAAAUGACAAAAUAAAAAAUUCUUAAUCUGAUGAUACAAACAACGGAAAACCCAGAAUGGAAUAAUGACAAUAUUAUGAAAUGUUGUCCCUAUGUGCAACUCACCAUCUCCGCUAUAUGGUGAGUAGCAAUCUAUCCUGUUCAUAAUAUUGUCUAAUCUGAAGAUUUGAGAUGUAGGGUGUUUAAAAACACUGACAUAAUUUCAAAAAGUAAGAAGAAACAGCAGAUGUUUGUUUUCAGUAAAAGACCAAAAUCAUGCCAUGACAAUUGCAAAAUGAUACAAAAACAUUAUGUAAAAUUCAGUAUGAAAUGGAAGAUAAAUGACAGAGGAAAAUCUAGAAAAAGAAGCAAGUCUGGAGGGAGGUUCGCAGAUGCGGAGACAUCAGACCAAUGCAUUGGUUGCAGUUAGAUAUAAGCUGAAGCAGACCAAAUUCACAGUCUGAACAGACUGCAAAAUACAAGAAUUUGUAGUCAUUCUCUUUUAGUUCAGCAAGUUGCUUAAGGUGACGAGACAAAUAUAUUUCUGAACUGAGCUGUAUUAUGCAAAGGAAAAUUCUAUUCAGGAAACUAUUAAAUUACUAAUAAUGACACAACAAACAUUUCAGAAUAAAAAGAAGAAAAAAAUCCCAAGUUUUAGAACUAAUGUGUUCCUCUGUGAUGGAAGAAAAGGUGAUUGGUUGGAUAUGGUGGGAAAGGAGGGCGGGUCAUCCAGAUUCCAAGUUGACAGGAGACAAAGAGGAAAGAUAAAGUUUGAAAGGUUUCUUAUUUUGCUUUGUUAUUUUUUGGCUCUAUGAACAGUUACUGAUCAUCUUGUUCUAUUGAUCUUCAAAUUCAUCUCAUUAUAAAGCAUAAAUAUACUAUUUGUGAGUAAUAUCAUUUAUUAAUGUCAUCUGUUUUGAGAUAUUGCUUGAGAUUUUUUUUUUUUUUUUAAUCUACAAAACUGAAGGCCAGUGGCUAAGACAUAGAAAAUACCACAGAAUAAUGUUUUUGUCUAGUUCUGUCAGAAAUUCGUGAGAUUGUAAGUUGAUAUCUCUUUACAUAAUCCUUUGUGGAAGCCAAACUGGAUAGGCGCGAGGCGCGCGCACUCACACACACACACACACACACGGAAGAGAGAGAGAGAGAGAUUAGGUUAGAUUAGAUUAAUACUUGUAUCAUAGAUCAUGAAUACAACACUUCGUAAUGAUGUGGAAUGUGUCAGGUUAAUAAAAGAUGCCUGUACAAGAUAUUACAUUACACAAAAUAUUGCAUGACACUAAUGUUGUUGUUUUUUUCUCCUUAAUUUAUAUCUAAAAAUUCAGCCAAUGAGUAGAAGGAUUUGUCAUCUAGAAAUUCUUUUAAUUUAUUUUUAAAUGUUAGUUGGCUAUCUGUCAGGCUUUUGAUGCUGUUUGGUAGGUGACCAAAGACUUUUGUGGCAGCAUACUUUACCCCUUUCUGUGCCAAAGUCAGAUUUAACCCUGCAUAGUGAAGAUCAUCCUUUCUCCUGGUGUUAUAGCUAUGCACACUAUUACUUUUGAACUGGGUUGGAUUAUUAACAACAAAUUUCAUAAGUGAAUAUAUAUAUACUGUGAGGAUCCCUAGAUCCUUAAAUAGAUGUCUGCAGGAUGACCGUGGGUGGGCUCCAGCAAUUAUUCUGUUUACAUGUUUUUGAGCAAUGAAUACUUUUCUACUCAACAAUGAAUUACCCCAGAAUAUGAUACCAUACGAAAGCAGUGAAUGAAAGAAGCAUAGUAAGCAAAUUUACUGAGAUUCUUAUCACCAAAAUUUGCAAUAACCCUAAUAGCAUACAUAGCUGAACUCAGACGUUUCAGCAGACCAUAAAUGUGUUACUUUCAGUUUAACUUCUCAUCAAUGGACACACCUAAAAAUUUUGAAAGGCUGUGGCUAAGCCAUGUCUCCGCAGUAUCCUUUCUUUCAGGAGUGCUAGUUCUGCAAGGUUCGCAGGAGAGCUUCUGUAAAGUUUGGAAGGUAGGAGACGAGAUACUGGCAGAAGUAAAGCUGUGAGGCCGGGCGUGAGUCGUACUUCGGUAGCUCAGUUGAUAGAGCACUUGCCCGUGAAAGGGAAAGGUGCCGAGUUCGAGUCUCGGUCGGGCACACAGUUUUAAUCUGCCAGGAAGUUUUUUAUAUACUGUGUUUUAUCAAAAUUUAAAGAGAGUCCGUUUGCUGAGAACCACUUAAUAAUUUUGUGAAAAACAUCAUUUACAAUUACAUCACUUAAUUCUUGGUUUUUGGAUGUUAUUACUAUACUUCUAUCAUCAGCAAAAAGAACUAACUUUGCAUCUUCAUUAAUGUAUAUCAAGAACAGUAAAGGACCUAAGACUGAACCCUGUGGGACCCAGUACUUGAUUAGUCCCCAGUUUGAAGAAUCGGCUGUUGUUUUAACAUUACAUGAACCACUUAUUUCAACUUUCUGCAUUAUUCCAGUUAAGUAUGAAUUAAACCAUUUGUGCACUGCCCCACUCAAACCAUAAUGAUUUAGCUUAUCUAAAAGAAUUCCAUGAUUUACACAAUCAAAGGCCUUUGAGAGAUCACAAAAAAUACCAAUGGGUGAUGUCCGGUUAUUCAUAGCAUUUAAUAUUUGAUCAGUGAAAGCAUAUAUAGCAUUUUCUGUUGAAAAGCCUUUCUGUAAACCAAACUGACAUUUUGUUAGUACUUAAUUUUUACAAAUAUGGGAGGCUACUCUUGAAUACAUUACUGUCUCAAAAAAUUGUGAUUGAGCUGUCAGAAGAGAGAUUGGGUGGUAGUUGUUGACAUCCGACGUAUCCCCCUUUUUUAUGCAAUGGUGUUACAACGGCAUAUUUCAGUCUAUCGGGGAAAACACCUUGUUCCAAAGAGCUAUUACAUACGUGGCUGAGAAUCCUACUUAUAUGGUGAACAAGAUAUUCUUAUUCCUUUAGUUAGCCAAGGUUUUUUAUAUGUAUUCUUGGAAUUCUGUUUAACUAUUUUCUUGGGAAAGCAAUUUUCAAAUGCCCUUAAAAAUGUAUCAUGAUAUAAGUUAUAUUUCAAGUUCCUUAAACACUUCAUCCCAGUCUAGCUGCUGUAGGCUUUCCCUAAAGUUUGCAAUAUUUAUAUUGUUAAUUGAACACACUGCUUUGAAACUCUUGAUUUGAUAUACUGCAUGGAGCUAUGUCAUGUACUGUAACUAGCUGUGCACAAUGAUCUGAAAGUCCAUUCUCAACAGGAUAAGCAUUUAUGUCCUUAAACUUAUCUUGGUCUAUAAAAAAGUUAUCUAUCAAUGUACUGCUGUUCUUUGUUAUCAGAGUACGAAAAUCAAUGACGGAGCUCAAAGAACUGAGUAAUACUACAAGGUCAGUCUUGCUAUUACACUCUUUCAGGGAAUCAACAUUGAAAUCCCCACAAAUGAUAAUUUGCUUCCCCCUGUCUGACAGAUAGCACAACAAAGCAUCCGAGUUUUCUAGAAAUAGCUGGAAAUACCCUGAGGGGGACCUAUACACUGUUACAAUUAUGAAAGUGCCAUCAUUAAGUUCAGUGGCACAUGCUUCCAUAUGUUGCUCUACACAAAAUUUUUCACACUGUGGAAGCUUUUGACAUAUAUGGCAACUACUCCUCUCAUCAUAUUAUCUCUAUUUACAUGUGCAGCAUAAUUUGUACCCAUUUAUGCUAACCUUUUGCAUAUCAGGUGACAAUGUGAUGCUCAGGCAGGCAUAGUACAUCUACUACGUUCUCAGUUUCUAUAUCUUCUAAACAAAGCAGAAGCUCAUCAGUUUUAUUCUUCAAUCCCCCAAUAUUUUGAUGAAAUAUACUAACAUUAUUUUUCACUUUACUUUUGUGAGUAUGUUGAACUUUUUUAACACCUUUAGUACUUGCCUGGCUGAAUUUCCCACUGGACACUGGUCUUACACUAAAAAAGAGUUUCCACCAUGAGAUGUAGUUCCUCCCCCCUUUAAAUUUCCUACUAUCAGCCCAGCCAGUUUACCCUUCCCUUUCUUGUUGAGGUGUAGGCCAUGUCUAGUAUAGUCCCACCUACAGAGUGAAUCAAGAGGAACCACACCAACGUGUGACCCUGCACCAGAUCCAAGUAGCCGUUCUGACUCCAAAUUAACUCUCCUGAUAGAAGAGCUCAAAUGAGGUCGGUCGUGGCGCUCUAGAACUGACACAAACCCAAAAAAACUGGUAUGACUCGAUGUUGAUGCAAUCUUUGCCAGGUCACACUCUAUGCUGUACCCCGGCUCACCCACAAUAACCACUGUAUCUUCCUUAGUAAAGCCUCUACAUAGUGAACCUAAACCCUCUGUAACCUGCCCCAGUGCAGCACUAGGUUUGAAAAAACUUGUGACCUGGUAUUCUGACCCUAAUUCAUCCUGCAGAAGUUGGCCCACACCACCAGCAUGCAAACUAUCUAGCAACAAGACUUUCUUUCUCUUUGCAGACUUCCCUACAUUCUAACUCAAUUUGCUGCUGAAAGCUUGUUGAGCCCUGUCUACAUAUACUUCUGUGAGAGGCUCAUCUUUUUGUGACUGAGGUAACAGGUCAAACCUAUUUUGUACAUUAAUAACAAAGCUGUCAGAAGAAUUUCUUGGCCUGUUCCUUAUGCCUGUUGCCACUUCCCACCCCUGUUUACCCUCCCCCCCCCCCCCCCCUUACCUGCUCAGCCUCAUCUAACUCAGCCUGAAGGGCAGCAAUUUUCCCCUCCUGUUCCACAAUCUUUCUAUCUCUACUGUGUAGCCUCUAGAACCACUGAUGAGUCUCGCUCAUUUUCCCAAUUCCCACGCCACUAAAAUCGCCCCAAUGAAAAAAGUUACUACAUCCAUCACACCAGACGCCGGAGCUAUAGAGAGAGAGAGAGAGAGAGAGAGAGAGAGAGAGAGAGAGAGAGAGACCUGCUGGCAUUGCAGUGUGUGUGUGUGUGUGUGUGUGUGUGUGUGUGUGUGUGUGUGUGUGUGUGUGUGUGUGUGUUUGGGGGGGGGUCCUUAAUAUGAAGGAGGGACAUUUAAGGCUUACAAGGUGAGGUCCCCCGAAGUGGGAUCAACUUUUUGAAACCUUCCACACAUUGAUGUAGGUUAAGACCCUAAGUGUAACACCCGGCAUCCAUUCAUCCUAAUGGGGCCUCAUUUGCAAGUAAUUUAUGAAAAAAAGAAUUGGAAUUUUGCAUGAUGCGCAUUAGCAUUAAAAAAAGAGCAUUGUAUUGACUGAUUGUGUGGUGUAAUAAAAAGGGUAAGGCCUCUAAAUGUAGAAGGUCAUUGGUUCGAAUCUUGUCAGGUAAUUUAAAAUUUUCUUUAUUUUUAAACAAUAUUAUGAGAAGGGAAGUUGCCACUCACCAUAUAGCAGAAAUACUGAGUUGCAGCCGUUAAGACGUUCAUGAACAAUAUGCAUUGUAUUGUUGACGAAGACCUUAACAGCCGAAAGAUAUAAUUGUGAGCAUAUUUUUGUUGUGCCUAUCUGCAACUUGGCAUCUCCGCUAUAUGGUGAGUGGCAGCUUUCCUUCUCAUAAUAUAAUUGCAUUCCACCCUGGAUUUUUCAUUGUUUGAUCUUUAUUUUUAUCGAAAUUAUUUUGGUCAUUUUAUUUCUAUUCCUGUGUCACAUCAUUUUAAUCAUUGUAUCAACUUCUUCAUUUGCUCUCAUUUUUCUUCCUAUCAUUCUUUUACCAUUUGAAACCUUUAUUUAUGUAAUUUUAAUUAAUUUUAUGUAUUUCAGUUUAAUUUCUUUCUUUUUUUAUCAUUCUAUUUCUUCAUUCAUUGAAUUUCGUUUUACUAAUAAUCCCUUCUUUCAUUUAAAUCUUCAUCUGUAUUAUUUUGUCUGUAGCACAAGAGGAGUUUGGGCUAUGUUUUAAAUGUUUGUAUUUAGAUUACUGUAAUGUAAUGAAAAUACAUUUUUGACAUCAUUGCAUAGUCAGUAUACUGGGUUGUUGUAACUAAACUUUCCCUAUUUAACACAUUAUAACACAGAAACUAAUUACAUAUGUGGAUAUGGAAAUGGGGAAGAGAAAUAAUGCAGAAUCAAUGCAAUUGAAACACUUUUGAUGUGCUGCUACGGUACAUCAUACCAGUACCUGGUGGAUAGGUUGUUUCAUCUUUUGUUUUUUAACUAAUAGAUCGGCAGUUUUGGAUAUUUAAAUAUUACAACAUAUAAAUAUAACUAAGUUCACAUUCACAAAAAUUCUGAGUGAAAAACGAAUGAUGUAAAGAAAAAAUGAGAACAAAUGAAAAAGUUCAUACAAUGAUUAAAAUGAUUGACAAUGGAACAGAAAUAAAAAAUGAUAUUUAAACCAAUUAUUUGAAUAAAAAUAAUGAUCAGAGUCUGUUCAAUAAAGAUUUUUCUUUUUAAUUGUAGUGCCUGAUGAGAUUUGAACCUAGAACCUUCUGCACAUGAAAGCUGCACCCUAUCCAUUACACCCUGCAACCAGUCAACAAAAUACUGCUCUCUUAAUGGUACUGAGCAUCAUGUAAAAAUCCCCUUCCCAGUGAUUACUUGCAAAUGAGGGCCCACCAUAUGAAUGACCGCAGAGUGUGAUACCUGGCAUCUUAAUUUACAUCAUCGUAUAUAUGGUUUAAAAAAGUCCAUCCCACUGCUGAGGACCUAUCCUUGUUAGCUGAAAGUUCAGUCUUGUUGAUAUAUCUGCCUACCUCACAGUGCCUCAGCUUUACUCUAUCCUUCAUUUACAUAAUAACAAGGAUUGUGACAUAUCAAGCUCGUUAAUUAAGAUUACACAAAGCAUAGUGAUUUGCAGUUAAAAAUAUGUACCUCCAUGUCACAUUAUAAUAUUGCUUUUAUGUUCAUUGUCAUCAAUUUGAGUGCAGUUCCUCUAAAUAGAAUUGAUAUGUGUAAGGAGAUUGAAUCAUAAAGUAAGAUAACAAGAGUUCUCUAAGCCAAAAUUUGUUCCUCAUAUAGUGGUAAUGAUGCACUGUGGUAAUAAUUGGUAACCCUUCUAUUUUAGUUCAUCAUUGCAACUAAAUAAUUGAUCCAUUGGUAUACUUAGGCAUUGAUGCCACAUAGAACAAAUCUGUAUCCAGCCCCUGUAUGGUGGCAUACUGAACACAUGUAUUGAUUGCAAAUUGACUACUUUUCUAAUGCCUGCUUUGUAUAUUGAAAUGUUGGAUUUAAUUAUGGUUUCCAGUUGUACUGAAUUACUAUAUUUACAAGACUUUCAUUGCCUGUUGCACUUUUAGAGAUUUCUCAUAAUGAUUUACAUAUUAAUUUUGAUGUUAAUACUAUGUUUAAUGUGAUAUGAGCAGAUAAUGUGCAAACUUUUAUUAGUUCUGAAGGAAUGUACAUAUACACCACUUAACAUGUUCAUACAGCAGAUGAGAUAAAGUUGUAAUGGAUGUAAAAUGAAACAUGUGACAUCCUUCUUCAUAUUUUCUUCCUGAACAGUAAACCUGUUGGAAAAUAAAUUCUAGUCAUCAAAAUGUGAAUGAAAACUGAGAAAUGAAGUAUCUAUAUCAACUAAGAUCUGGUGUAAAAGCAGACUUUCAACACAGUGUGUAGAUAAUUUUUGUCUGAUAAUUCUAAACUGAUAUAUUAACUCAGGGAUUUCUUAUUAUUUACAAGUCAUUUUAUACUGAACUUCAUAAUUUUUCAAGGAAACUGAUUUUUAUGAAAUACAGAAAGUCAUGUAUAGAGGCUUACUUCUUUUAUAAACUACAAAAAGCAUUAAUAAAAUGUUUGAAACAAGUGUUCUUACUACAGCAGCUUUUAAAUUUAUAUUGCUUUCAGUAAUUUAAUAAAACUUUUUUCAGUU
This is a messenger RNA of Schistocerca gregaria, 12269 nucleotides long. It is a transcript of the gene smo, whose product is annotated as smoothened homolog. NCBI's taxonomy places the organism in Eukaryota, Metazoa, Arthropoda, Insecta, Orthoptera, Acrididae. The transcript is spliced from 13 exons. Gene Ontology annotation, biological process: smoothened signaling pathway; commissural neuron axon guidance; positive regulation of smoothened signaling pathway. Bases 279 to 3623 code for a protein of 1114 amino acids. Gene Ontology annotation, cellular component: plasma membrane; cilium; dendrite. Gene Ontology annotation, molecular function: transmembrane signaling receptor activity; patched binding. The record is from RefSeq and is a predicted model, not a curated record.